Messenger RNA from Paramecium tetraurelia, 1641 nucleotides. RefSeq lists its product as uncharacterized. The transcript has 5 exons. Lineage: Eukaryota; Ciliophora; Oligohymenophorea; Peniculida; Parameciidae. The record is from RefSeq and is a predicted model, not a curated record.
AUGAUUAAAAAUGGAUAAAAAUAGUUGAAUCUCUUUGUUACAUCUGAUUUUUGGCCAGAGUAAGUGAAUCCUACAGGUAUUUUAUGGUAGAAUCACCAGAUUUCAAUUAAAUGUUUAGAAAAAAAUAUAUAAAAAAUGUAGGUGUUAAUGUUAGUUUUAGCUUCUAAUCUUGGAAGUGUUUAGAUUUAGGAAUAGAUAGAUAAAACAUUGAAAUCUUUGAGAAAAAAUGGGUCCUAGCUUUAGAAGUUGAAUGACAAUAACAUCAGAGUGCACUUAAGUUUAUUGUUAAUGUAAAGAGAGAAAUCAUUCGAGCCAAUUUAAGAAUUAAUGAAUGAAAUAAUUGAUAAGAUUUGCUAGUAAGAAUUAGGAGAUAGAUUGGAAUUAAAUAAAGUUUUGCUAAAAAAUAUGCAUUUGCUACCUUUGGAAGAAUAAAUGGAAAUUUUAGAAUAAGAAGCCUCAAUAUUACAAAAUUUGCAGUAAAAGAUAGAUCUGCCUGAUUAAUUGCAAGAGGUUAUUAUGGAAUUGGAAGAUGAUUUAAUAAAAGUUUAGGAUAAGAAUACCAAAUAAUUAAAUAAUCUUAUAGGACAUUUAGAAGAAAUCAAUAGAUAUUUAUUAUAUUAAUAUAAUAUUAAAUAGACAGGACAAUUUGCAUUAAGGAUUUCAAGAUUCCGAAUUUAGCAUCAUUAAUUUGAGUUAGAAAAUCUAGAAAAGCUGAUAAUUCAUUAUUAAGAUUAUUAAGUAGCGGAUUCAAUUGGAAAAAGCAUUUAUAAUUCUGAAACUAAUCUUGCUUCUAUUACUUUCGAUAAAUAUUUAAGCAAAACUCCAAUUGAUUUUAAAUUUGAUUAAUUUUUAAAUUUCUAAAGACUUCGAGAAACAGAAUUAGAGUUAAGCGUUUCGUAAUAGAACAUUCAAGAGGAAUCAUAAACAAUAGUUUCAAUUCAAACUGAAAUGUGUCAUAGUUGUAGAUAAAUGAUAGAAAUAACCGAUUUAUAAUAAUGUAAAUACAAUCAUGCAAAUAUGAAAUUACAAUAAUUCAAUGAAGAUUUACUGAUCUAAUAGAGAUAUGCAAUUUCUAAAAGAUAAAUACAAUAAUUUUAUACAGAUCUCUAUUCUGCUAACUAUAUUAUAGAAAACAAUUAAAUUCAGUGCUAAAAGUAUUUUUGUUUUAAAUGUUUGUAAUAUGAAUUUAAAGACUAUGAUGUUUCUGGGCUCAACUGGAUUUGCCCGUAAUGCAAAGGAUUAUGUUUCUGCAUCAGAUGCUAACGUAAUGAUUCUAUUUACAAAUUGAAAAGAACAUUUUUAGAGAUUGGUGGUAAUUUAGAAAGUUUGUACUAAUAAUCAACCUUCGAGAUACUAGUUGAAAAUAAGAGGAAACUAAUUAAAAAUAUUCCAUUAGAUUUCUUUAAUAUUUAAAAAAUUCACUCGGAAAAUAAAGAGACUCUUACAUCAAAAGGUUUAUUCAAAAAAAAGAAUAAGAAUACAAUAAAUAAAAAGAUAAAAAAAUAGAAAAGCAGUGAAACUACAAUCAUUGGAAAAACAUCAUCUAAUCUAAUAGAUACAUCUUCAUCAUCGAUUAAAAUCAAAAAAGUAAGAUCAUCUAAAUAAAAUAUUUCUAAAGAAAGUAUUGUAUUUGUAUAAUGA